Molecule: messenger RNA, 627 nt
Organism: Ustilago hordei
Lineage: Eukaryota; Fungi; Basidiomycota; Ustilaginomycetes; Ustilaginales; Ustilaginaceae
Exons: 4
Coding region: 1-627 (208 amino acids)
Source: RefSeq, a predicted model, not a curated record
AUGGUCAGCACGGGCGACCUCAUCAUCAGUGAGAGCACAGGCACUUCAGGGAUCAUCCCAAAGCAGAAGCCCACGGUUUGGAAAGCACAACAACCGGCGGCGGCGGAGCUGGAUGUAGGGAUGUGGGCGAUCCAAGCGGCGAGACACGGCGACACUAAAGAAGGACUUCCGAGGCAUAUGCGAGCCGCGUGGUUUGGAACAAGAACAGAGCUUCGAGUGUUUGAUCACUGGGCGGCGGACCGGUUGCGGAAUUUGAAAACGCUCGCUCAUACACCUUAUAGCGCUGCUGCCAGCAAAGCAAGGCGCAUUCAAACUCUGUCCGCGUUCAAGAUUCACGGAUUCCCAUCGGACAGCGCGGUCGCAUACCCUUUGUUUACCGCUACUCGGCAGCUCAUUGAAGACGCCGCACCGACUAAUCCGACACUCCAUCUCUCCAUCACGUGCGACGGUACUAAAGCAAUCAGAGAGCUCUGCAUCGAUCGAACGGCAAAAAGGCUGCCGACCAAGAUCUUCAAUAAGAGUACGACAGCCGAAUUGAUCUUGACGUUCGGGAUCGCAGAAAACGCCGCUGUUCCAUGGUAUAGCCGGCAGGGCGGACCUCCUUGUCUGCCCAAGAUGGAGCUCUAG